Molecule: messenger RNA, 474 nt
Organism: Nipponia nippon (crested ibis)
Lineage: Eukaryota; Metazoa; Chordata; Aves; Pelecaniformes; Threskiornithidae
Source: RefSeq, a predicted model, not a curated record
GGUGGCGGCGGCGGCGGCGGCGAGGAGGGGGGUAAAAACCUCAACCCCCCGCCCAGCACCUUCGCUCCGGAGCAACAUUCGGGUUCCCCCGCCGCCGUCAACGGGGCGCAACCCGCUUUCGCUCCCAACAGCGCCGGUCGCGGCGCCGGCACCCCCGAAACCAACAGCCUCCCACCGCCGCCUCCCGGCAAGGCGGCCGGCGGUUCGGGUCACCAACCGCCGCCGGGGUUGGUGUACCCCUGCGGGGCUUGCCGUAACGAGGUAAACGACGACCAGGACGCCAUUUUAUGCGAAGCCUCCUGUCAGAAGUGGUUCCACCGGGAAUGCACGGGGAUGACGGAGAACGCCUACGGGCUGCUGACCACCGAGGCCUCCGCCGUCUGGGCCUGCGACUUCUGCCUGAAGACGAAGGAGAUCCAGUCCGUUUACGUCCGCGAGGGCAUGGGACAACUGGUGGCCGCCAACGACGGCUGA